This is a messenger RNA of Condylura cristata (star-nosed mole), 2498 nucleotides long. It is a transcript of the gene CDH17, whose product is annotated as cadherin 17, LI cadherin (liver-intestine). NCBI's taxonomy places the organism in Eukaryota, Metazoa, Chordata, Mammalia, Eulipotyphla, Talpidae. Gene Ontology annotation, molecular function: cadherin binding; calcium ion binding. The transcript has 17 exons. Gene Ontology annotation, biological process: homophilic cell-cell adhesion; adherens junction organization; calcium-dependent cell-cell adhesion. The record is from RefSeq and is a predicted model, not a curated record. Gene Ontology annotation, cellular component: adherens junction; plasma membrane; catenin complex. Bases 15 to 2498 code for a protein of 827 amino acids.
UGAAGACAACCACAAUGACUACUGCCCAGCUGGGCUGCCUGUGUCUCUUAACACUUUAUCAGACAACUGUUUAUGGACAAGAGGUAAUCCCCCGUGGACCCCUGAAACCUAUGACGCUUUCUGUCCCUGAAGGUGAAGUAGAGUCUUUCGAAAUAUUCCAGUUUAUAACCAAUCCUCCCGCUGCGAAUUUUCAACUAUCUGGGGAAACAGAUAACAUAAUUAAUAUAAAUUCAGAUGGAGUUCUGCGUCACAUCAUACCCCUGGACAGGGAAAAAAGACCUGUUCAUCAUCUUCAGGUCAUAGCCCUAGAUGCUCAAGGAAAAACAGUGGAAGGUCCAGUCUCCAUCACCAUAAGAGUGGAAGACAUCAACGACAAUACACCUGUAUUUCCCCAGUCACUUUAUUACGCCUCAGUAAGACAGAAUUCUCGCCCAGGAAAACCCUUCAUAUAUGUCAAUGCCACAGACAAGGAUGACCCAGCCACUCCCAAUGGUCAACUUACUUAUGAAAUUUUGGUCCAGUUUCCCAUGGUCAACAAUAUCAAGUAUUUUGAGAUCAGCAAUACGGGGGGAAUUUCACUUACCCGAGAAGGAUCUGAGAAACUGGAUAGCACUGAGAAUGGUGCCUACAACCUGGUGGUCUUAGUGAAAGACAUGGCAAAAAAUCCCUUAAGUCAUACAACAAAUGUGCAUAUCACAGUGAAGGAGAAUAUUUGGAAGGCACCAGAAACUGUGGAGAUCAAAGAAAACUCAACUGAUCCUCACCCCAUCAGAAUCACUCAGGUGCAGUGGAAUGAUCCCGGGGCACACUAUUCCUUGAUUGAAAAGGAGAAACUGCCAAGAUUCCCAUUUUCAAUUGAUCAGGAAGGAGUGAUCUAUGUCACUGAACCCUUGGACCGGGAAGAAAAAGAUUCAUAUUCUUUUUAUGCUGUUGCAAAGGAUAAUUCUGGAAAACCACUUGCAUCUCCUCUGAAUAUUCGUGUGAAAGUUAAAGAUAUUAAUGAUAAUCCACCUACUUGUCCAUCUGCAGUGACUGUAUUUGAGGUCCAGGAGAACGAACACUUCGGGAGCAAUAUUGGAAUUUUCACUGCUCAUGACAUGGAUGAGAAAAACAGUGUCAACAGCAUCUUAACUUACAGGCUUGUGGGUCAAGCCCCCCAAUUUCCCAGCAGUGACCUCUUCAUGAUCCAGAAAUUCACAGGAGUGGUACAGUUAGCUAAACAUUCCUUGAAGAAAAAAGAUUCUCCUCAAUACAACCUGACAGUAAUGGUAUCUGAUAUAGAUUUCAACACUUCCUGUUUCUUGCAAGUCAAUAUUAUUGAUAUCAACGAUCAGAUCCCCAUCUUUGAAAAAUCAGAUUAUGGAAACCUAACUCUUGCUGAAGAUACAGCCGUUGGGUCCACCAUCUUAACCAUCCAGGCUACUGAUGAGGAUGAGCCAUUUACUGGGAGUUCUAACAUCGUGUAUCGUAUCAUAGAAGGAGACAGUGGGGGACGACUGGACGUUGAGACGGAUCCCCAAACUAAUGCUGGAUAUGUCAUAAUUAAAAAGCCUCUUGAUUUUGAAGCAACAACUGUUCACAACAUUGUCUUCCAAGCAGAAAAUCCAGAGCCCCUGGUAGCUUCUGUAAAGUACAAUGCCAGCUCUACUGCCAGAUUCAAGCUUAUUGUGACAGAUGUGAAUGAAGCACCCCAAUUUUCCAAUUAUUUCUUCCUAGAAAAAGUCCCUGAGGAUGUGCCAGUAGGUACCAAAGUGGGCAAUGUGACUGCGUGGGAUCCGGAACAUCUGAACAUAAGCUAUUCACUGACAGGCGACACAAGAGGUUGGCUCAGAAUUGACUCCAAGACUGGAGAGAUCUUUAGUGUGGCAUCACUGGAUAGGGAAACUGAAAGUCUAUACCGAGUACAAGUGGUGGCUUCUGAAGUAGGUGGCCCUUUGAGCUCACAAGUGGAAUUCCAGCUGGCCCUUCAGGAUGUGAAUGACAACCCCCCACGACUGAUCAAGGACUACCACGGCUUGUUGAUCCUCUGCCAUCCCCUUAAAGAACGUGGACAUGUCAUUUUUGAGGCCACAGAUGAUGACUUGCAGCCAUACAGGGGUCCACGGUUUACAUUUUUCUUUGGCAAAGACAGCUUUAAUGAAAAUUGGGAACUCUCCAAACUCAAUGGAACUCAUGCCACUCUCUCCACCAAACACACAAACUUUGAGGAGAAAGUUUAUGAUGUCGAGGUCCGCAUCAGUGAUGGUGGCCAACCCCCCUUGGAUGGGACAGUUUAUGUACCAGUUACUUUUUGCAAGUGUGAAUCGGCUGGAAGUUGUUACCGGCCAACAGGUAACCAAGAAGGGAUGCCCACAGUGGGUAUAGCAGUUGGUGUACUCCUGACCACCUUUUUGGUCAUUGGUAUAAUUUUAACAGUUGUGUUUGUGCGACUAAAGAAAGGUGGUGAUGAUGAUCCGAAACUUGAUCCAAAACCUGAAACACAACCUCUAAGAAGUUGA